AUCACAUGUAACAACAAGCAUUUAUGUGCAGCAGGGGCAGCGCCCAGUUUGUUCAGGGUUAUAGAAGGAGUGUAAAGGCCUAGCAGCUAUGCGAAAGCAGGAAGUACACUAGCAGUUUGGUUGCCAUUCAAGUCACCAUGGGGAAAAAGGUUGCUGUUAUAGGAGCUGGAGCAAGUGGUCUGGUUGCAAUUAAAUGUUGUUUGGAGGAAGGUUUAGAACCUACCUGCUUUGAGAGAUCUGAGGAUAUCGGUGGCCUAUGGAGAUUCAAUGAAAAUCCUGAGAAAGGAAGAGCCAGUAUUUAUAAAUCUGUUAUUAUUAACACUGCCAAAGAGAUGAUGUGCUACAGUGACUUUCCCAUUCCGGCUGAUUUCCCAAAUUUCAUGCACAACUCUAAGAUUCUGAAGUAUUUCAAAAUGUAUGCAGACCAUUUCCAGCUACUUCAAUAUAUCCACUUCAAGACCACAGUGUGUAGUGUUAAGAAACGGCCAGACUUUGUCACAAGUGGACAAUGGGAUGUUAUAACCGAAAAGGAUGGCAAGCAGGAGGCAGCCAUCUUUGAUGCAGUUCUUGUUUGCAGUGGGCACCACACAGAUGCCCAUUUACCUCUGGAAUCAUUUCCAGGUAUUGGAAAGUUUAAAGGACGAUAUCUUCAUAGCCGAGAUUAUAAGAGCCCAGAAGAAUUUCAGGGAAAAAGAGUGAUUGUAAUCGGGAUUGGAAACUCCGGCGGGGACAUUGCUGUUGAAGUUAGCAGGACAGCAUCUCAGGUGUUUCUCAGUACUAGAAGAGGUGCUUGGAUUCUAAACCGAGUCUCAGACUACGGUUAUCCUCUGGACAUGACUAUUUCUCGCUUUUUGAAUUCACUAAGACAGUACAUACCUUCUUCCCUUAUAAACUACAUUGCUGAGGCCAAGAUGAAUAAACGGUUUGACCAUGCAAAUUAUGGACUGAAGCCUAGACACAGGAUUUUUAGCCAGCAUCCAAUGGUGAAUGAUGACCUCCCAAACCGCAUUAUUGCCGGCACUGUAAUUGUGAAGUCCAAUGUGGCAAAGUUUACAGAGACUGAUGCCAUUUUUGAUGAUGAGACGGUGGAAAAGGACAUUGAUGUUGUUAUAUUCGCAACCGGUUACUCAUUCAGCUUUCCUUUCUGUGAAGAGCUUAAAGUUCAAUACAACAAGAUCUCUUUAUAUAAAUACACUUUCCUACCAGAGCUGGAGAAACAGACGUUAGUGGUUAUUGGUUUGAUACAACCACUUGGGGCCAUCAUGCCCAUCUCAGAACUUCAAUGUCGACUAGCCACAAGUAUCUUUAAUGGAAAUACUGAGCUGCCCCCUUCCAGUGCCAUGAAGGAGGAUAUUCUUAAAAAGAAAGAAGAGAUGCAAAAUCGCUAUGUGUGCAGUCAGCGUCACACUAUACAAGUGGAUUACAUGGAAUUCAUGGAUGAACUUGCUAAAUUAUUAGGUGUGAAACCCAACUUGUUGAAUCUCUUUCUUUCUGAUCCUAAGCUUGCCUGGAAUAUCUGUUUUGGGCCUUGUACACCUUAUCAGUAUCGAGUAACUGGAACUGGAAAGUGGAUCAAAGCCAGGAAGGCAAUCCUAACUCAAUGGGACCGGACUCUGGAACCGAUGAAAACUCGCUAUGUAGAACAAGAGUCAGGCUUUUCUUUUGUGCACCUUAUCCUAGGCAUAAUAGUGCUUCUAUCUGCAAUAUUUUUUUACUAUUGAUUAGUAAUAUAGAAUGCAGUUCUUUGUAGUCCAGCAGACACUUAGUGACCAUGAAUCAUUUCAUUGUACUCCUCUGUCUACUAGUAAAGUGUAAAGAGAUGGUUGGUAUAUCAUUAAUACAAUAAAUUAAUUAGACAUUGCUAAUUGGUAUAAAUAAUCAGGGACAAUUUUAAAUGUACAGUUCCAGUAGCAUUAUUGGUAAUAAUGCUUAACACAAUAUUAACCAUAACUCUGCCAUCCCCCACAUCUCCUUUCAAGGCCCACAUUAUUACUACAUACCCAAAGAAACAAAACUAAUAGUUUGAUGUGAGGUAUCUACUGCACAAAACUAGCCAUACAUCCUAUGAAUUUCCAGCUUCCUUAUCUUCUGUUGUAGACUAUGGUUCUCUUUUCUCAUCAUCUUAUCGGAAGAAGAUAUGUGCUAAACAAUUGCGCCUUUUACCUAUGGGCUGCAGGACCGCAGCUCCCCCAGGUAAAAUCUGCCAUCCAGCUCAGUGUUAGUGAAGCCAAAUGCAGUCCGUGACUGGCAGCGACUUCCUACUGGAAGUCCUACCUGUCAGUCACAGACACUACAGGCAGUCCCAUUGCGAGGUGUUUUUACUCCCUCUGGGGCUGCCAGACCGGGCUGCGAUUAGUAGAGAGUUGGUUCCUGUGGGAAGCACUUCCUGCCUCAUCAGACCUAACUGGCUUCUAUGGGCUGCUUAGAAAGAAUGACAGCGUCGGGAGGCUGAGGAUGAUUUUAACAUGCUUCGGAGCGGUAAGAGGGCUAUUAGCGCAGCGUAACAUCUUAGUACAUCCCGCCCAUAGUAUUGUUAGCAUAAUGUACCAAUGUUUGGGACAUUGCGCAUGCCGUACUGCGCACGUAUAGUACCCAUACUGUGCAUGUGCAGUACUGGUCCUGCAUCUUGGGACGUAGUAUGGCUACAGAUGUUGGUUGAUUAACAGUCAGCAGCUGUUUCGGAGGUGGGGAGGCAAAGUGCUCAAUAUCACCGCCGUUUUGGGGGAUAGCCGAGGCCAGGAUCUCAGUCUUCUGACUAAGAAUUCCUGGCCCCAGCGACAUAUCUGCAGCAGCUGGUCUGCAUAACCUCAGGGUUACUCAGCCAGCCAGGGAUGUGUCCUCGGAUGUACGUAGCAGAGAAUCACACAUGCAUGCAGGUGGCGUGUACUUAUACCAGAUGCCUCCUCCGGGCCGGUGCACGGUAUCUCUGCACCCUAGGCAAAGUUUCAGCCUAGCGCCCCCUAAUCUGCAACCCCCCCCCCCCCAUCCCCUCCCUCACCAACUCCCGGAGAUGUCAUUUUACAUAGACAGAGAAAAGGGAUGACACUCAAGGACUUUUAAAAUGAAAAGAUAUAUUGUUGUAAUAUGUACAAAUGUUAGGUGGCAUGUUAGGAAUCGAAUAGGACACUGAGGCCAGUUUCACUUUUAUGUUGAGUGAUAUACAUCUGGUGGGGAUAUUUAAUUGUAUGUGUAUACAUACAUAUAUACGCACUUACAUAUAUUUUUAUGUUCCCAUGUUUUCUCUAAUGUGCUGUGCAUACCCCCCCACCCCCCACCCUUUGUGGUCCCGCAGAAACCGCCAUGGGUUACUUACCUUAUGUUGUUUUCCCUCAUCAUUGGAUGGGUUCCUCUUACAGUCUGCAGCAGAAUUACAAUGAUGCUGCUGGGUGCAGACAUGUAGUCAGGUUCAACUUGCUGCUGGAGAGCCGGGAUCCAGGGGCCUGGAGGAGGUGCAUCAGGGCUAUAAGAGCGACAGUGGGGGCACCCCUCGGGAACCAUAGUUACAUCUGCCUCGUAUGUGCCUUCACGUGACUUGAUGAUACUAAUGUCAGCACGGAGGAAGCGCUGAGGCACUAUGCAGCGCAGCCUGAUAGCGGCAUGUGUACCUGAUUAGACCUGCAUCCACUGCCAGUGCAGUGUAAAAGGAGGAUGUCUCGUACAGAGACAUCCUUCAAUUUAUUGCUUGAUGAAUACAGUGGCGUCCUCCAAGGGCUGGUGCCCCUAGGCAGCCGCCUAAAGCUGCCUAAUGGAAGAGCCAGCCCUGCGGCUCCUGCUGCAUCACCAUAUGAAAGCAUCACUGCUGCUUGCAAUUAAGCAACAGUGAUGCUCUUUCUAACCACAUCUAAAUCACCCCCAUUAACUCUAAUUACUGCAGUCUUACCUUUUUUAGUCUUAGUUUCAUAUCCAAAUAGGCGACUGUCUCUAAGAUGUUGGAGCUGGAUUGGUUGUCUGUAAUGGCGUGUGUGUAAAGGUAAUAUAUUACUCUUUACAAAACUGUAGUGGUUACAUCUGUGCAAUCAGUUACUGUACCUUCAUAGUUCAAAUUGGAAAAUUAAAAUGUUAGAGUUGAUUGGUCCUUUAAAGGAUUUAUUAUUAUUUUAUUACCAGCUAUUUAUAUAGCGCAUACAUAUUCUGCAGAGCUUUACAGAGAAUAUUUGGCCACUCACAUCUGUUAUCAUAAGUUACCUACCACAUGCACACACAUACACACUAGGGUUAAUUUCUUGUUAGGAGCCAAUUAACCUACCAGUAUAUUUUUGGAGUACCCGGAGGAAACCCACAUAAGCACAGGGAGAAUAUGCAACUCUACACAGUUAAGGCUAUGGUGGGAAUUGACUCCAAGACUAUGACUUAACCUUUACACCAUCCAUGCUGCUCAUUUGAUUCAAUAAACACUUUUAUUCUAUCUCACCUCAGGUUUCUUACUUCUACAGUAUGGCCAUUUCCUAGUCCUACUACAGAAACAGUGGAUCCCCACCAAAGUGUUAAAAUGAGUUCUCAUUGCACAGAUUCCCCUUUAAAAACCCUUUGCAGAUUUAAAAUAAUAUUUAAACGGUGUAUCACCUUACAUUGACUGCAUACCACCUUACUUGCUUAUUACAUGUUCCUCAGAUUACCUAGGCAUUAUAUUUGGGUUCAUUAUGUGUAAGCUUGAUUAAAUAUUGGAAUAUCGUGGUAGUGAUGGCAAGAGUGUAACAAAAGUGCAAUAUAGCUUAUCAAUUAUAGUCUUACAGGUUUCUACAGUGUCUCUCAAUACAUUGAUUCAUGUCUAUAACUAGAAUUGUGGCAUUGACAUAGAAACAUAGAAUUUGACGGCAGAUAAGAACCACUUGGCCCAUCUAGUCUGCCCUAAUUACAAGUACAUGCACUCACUUACACGCUUGGUUUAAUUUUUAUUGGAAGCCAAGUUUGAUCUACAAGUAUAUUUUUGGAUUGUGGAAUGAAACCAGAGUACCCCUGUGCAAGUACGGGGAAAAUAUACAAACUCCACACAGUUAAGGCCAUGGUGGGAAUUGAACCCAUGACCUCCAUGGUGUGAGGCAGUAAUGGUAACCAAACAUGAAGUACUGUAUGUGACAGAAUUUAUUAUUGAAUGUAACAUGAUUAACAACUGUAUAUUAUGUUAUUUGAUUUUGUAUAUGCUGAGGAGGUUCUUGGCUAGAAUUUCUUCCAUAUAAUUGUCUGAGUUAUAUGACCUAUAACUGAUUACUAAAUUUGUCACUUACCUACAUGCUGAAGAGCUGCAGUGUGAAAAUCCUAAAGGAAUUGCUGAUGUCCAAAUUAACCUUUUUAUAAUAUAACUGAAAAAAACUAUUUUGUAAGUUUGUAUGAAAAUAAUAUUUUUAUGACUUUAAGCAAAAAGCUCUUCAGAUCUUUUGAUAAUUAACUUAUU
This is a messenger RNA of Pseudophryne corroboree (corroboree frog), 5392 nucleotides long. Its product is annotated as flavin-containing monooxygenase 5-like. The record is from RefSeq and is a predicted model, not a curated record. The coding region runs from base 138 to 1721 and encodes 527 amino acids. NCBI's taxonomy places the organism in Eukaryota, Metazoa, Chordata, Amphibia, Anura, Myobatrachidae. Gene Ontology annotation, molecular function: N,N-dimethylaniline monooxygenase activity; NADP binding; flavin adenine dinucleotide binding. The transcript is spliced from 9 exons.